GCACGCUCGCUUAACGGCUUUUUCUCCGUCCUGGCACUUUGUCAUACCGUUCUCACUGCUGUCGACCCUGCGACAGGUACCAUUGAGUACAAAGCACAAUCACCUGACGAAGCUGCCCUCGUUCAAGCCGCUGCGGAUGCUGGGUUCAUCUUUCGCGGACGUGAGAAGGAGAAACUGCUUUUGCAAACACCUUUCUCGAAGGAGACCGAGCGGUAUGAGCUGCUUAAUAUCCUGGAGUUCACGAGCGCACGGAAGCGAAUGAGCGUCAUCGUCAAGAAAUUGGAUGAUCAAGAUGGCAGACUGUUUUUGCUUACGAAAGGAGCAGAUAACGUCAUCUUUGAGCGGCUCAAGGCUGGUGGAGAUGAUUUGAAAAGAACGACUGAGGCGCAUCUGGAGGACUUUGCGAAUGCUGGGCUGAGGACGUUGACUUUGGCUUACAAGGUUAUUCAGGAUGAUGAGUAUGAGGCCUGGUCUGAACGCUAUCAUGAAGCCUCUACUGCCCUGGAUGAUCGUGAAGGCAAGGUUGAGGCGGUUUGUGAUGAGAUGGAGCGCGAGCUGCGACUGCUUGGUGCCACUGCCAUUGAAGAUCGCCUCCAGGAUGGUGUGCCAGAGACAAUUGCUGAUCUCAAAGUCGCGGGUAUCAAGAUUUGGGUUGCUACUGGCGACAAGCUCGAGACUGCCAUCGGUGUGUAUUUAUCCCCCUUUUCAGGAGUCGGUCUCACAGACCUUUGA
Molecule: messenger RNA, 732 nt
Organism: Suillus subalutaceus
Lineage: Eukaryota; Fungi; Basidiomycota; Agaricomycetes; Boletales; Suillaceae
Product: P-type ATPase
Exons: 2
Biological process (GO): phospholipid translocation
Cellular component (GO): plasma membrane
Molecular function (GO): ATPase-coupled intramembrane lipid carrier activity; nucleotide binding
Source: RefSeq, a predicted model, not a curated record